Molecule: messenger RNA, 2214 nt
Organism: Phytomonas sp. Hart1
Lineage: Eukaryota; Euglenozoa; Kinetoplastea; Trypanosomatida; Trypanosomatidae
Source: the annotation of a GenBank genome assembly
AUGGAUGCAAAAGGUAAUAAUAUCAACCACAAAAUUAUCUAUCCCCGUUGUUUAAACUCCUCUGGUUGUAUAGCGGUCCUUCCCGCUAGCAGCUCCCACAGUGCGUAUAUUGCUCACUGCAGAAUCUUCUCGGGCUCGCAAAAAACGAGGAAAACUCCACAACAAACGACUUUUGGUAAUAAAGGAGCGAGCAUUAGCAGUGCUAAUCGUUAUGUUGACAACUUUGAAGCCACGCAACCAUUGAAUUCUGCAAAAAAAGAAAGGAGGCUUCCCGGUCGUAGCUAUUUUUCUCUUUGCAUCUACCGUGUUUCAUGUCCUGUGGAUGACUCGAAUGAAGAGCCUCUCUUGUUCUUUGAGGUGAGAGAAAUCCCUCUUUUCUUCGAAAAUUCCUCAUCAGAACCAAAAGUGGAAAAGGAAAAUACGGAAAGCAGCGACCAAGCAAAGGAUCUUUCCCAGCUUCUUGCCAUCGAUACCCUUCAGUGGGCGGGUUUGGGGUUACUCGUCGUCCUGAGCGCCGACAAAGGGGAGGUGCUCCUCGUGCAAACCUCACUUGUGGAAAACAACCAGAAAGCAGAAGGGCUGCCAAUACACCGAAAUUAUAACAAUAAUUAUGAAGAUUUCUGUUGUUUCGACGAAGCUUUCACCGCUGUGGUGCUGCGGGAUGUUAGGGUAAAGACAAUAUCGACAAUUGGAGUGCGGUGGUGUUUGGUGGAUUCCUGUUUCAGUAGUGUGGUAGCUCUUGUAUAUCACUCUUCCGUGCGGUUGAUAAAUAUCGAAUCACCUUCUUCGUUGACGUUCGGUAACUUGCAAAAAGGGAAACUGACAAUUGAGCACAGCCUCUCAAAAAAGUUUACGUCGAUUAGCGCUAAUGCAAUGCCCUAUCUAUUGGAGAAUGAAUUCCAACGAGAAGGAAUUUUACUUUGUGGUUGUGCACAUACUUGCUGCGUGAGUAUCUAUAUCUGGUUAAACCCUAAGAAAGAACCUGAACUUCUUCGCGAGGUGAUGGUGGGCGAGGGGGUGAGUUUUUUUUGCACCACCACGUUUAUUCAAACUGAGAAAACAUCCGCUAAUAUUCUAAAUUUAGCUCAGAAUGACGGAGUUUACUUCGCUAUAGCAGGCUCAUCGCGCAGCCGCCAAGAGGAAGUGCGUAGUGAAGCAUCUGAACGUGUUGUUUUGGAGUCCUCUUCGGAUCCUUCCCCCUCGCCUUUCCUUCUUUCCACGGGAAUCUUCCAAGGAACUGGCGGCAUCCUUGCCGAAAUUGAGGAAAACGUUACGAAGAGUCUUUUCAUGCAAACCACACGUGAGCCACUUAACAUGAUUUACAAUUCCCUUCAAAAGAAAAGCCUGGACAAUGGAGAGGAUAGUGAGGGAUCCCCGCUAGAGAACCUCGCCCCUGCCUUCUCCGUCACGGCCCCGAGCUUAUCUUCUCCUGAUUCGGACUCAUUUAUCUUCCUAGUAUUUAUUCAACAGGGUGAAUACUUUCACGGAAUUAAAUUAAAUGAACUUCCCUCUAAUGCAUUGAAAAUUGCUACGAAACAAUACGCGCUCGACGCCGCGCCGCUCAAAGAAGAGCUUGGAAAACUAGGCAGCUCCAUACGCAUACUUCCUUAUAUGCAAGAGAUAAUUCAUCCUCACCAUGAGAAAUCCUAUCUUUCAGUGGGGUUUUACAGCAAUAAUGGGGUUGUGUGGCUUAAUUUAUCGCAUCCAAACGCAAAGGUAAAGAAUUCCCUUCCAAAUUUACCUUCGGUUGAUUUAGUAGGGAAAUAUCUAGUCCAGGAAGACGAUUCGAAUGACUUUAUCGUUGGAGUGGAUUGGCGUAGCGCCACGAUUACAGGUUUAGAGCAAAAUCACUUUCCGGAGUUAUUUUUGCUAACCCUUCGAGGAAGCUGUAAAAAAGCAAACCAUGAAAAAAAGGAAAAAAAAGGCAAUAAGACCCCAUCGGAAGAAUGCACGUUUGCACUACGACCUUCUAAUACAGUAUGGUCCGGCGAUGGUCUAGAAAUCCUAACGUUAUCUUUGAAUCAACACAUAAAAAAAAAAAAGGAAAGUAAGGGCGAAACCAUUAUUACAGUCAACCUCGAGGAACUCAGCACUUUGAUUCAUAAUAUAGUUCACAAAGAAUCGCAGGCAAUCUUAACACGCUUGGAAAAUCGCUUGGAUCGUCUUGAACGUUAUUUAAUUUCUACUAACCUGUCUGCCAAUGACUCAAAAUGA